Messenger RNA from Rotaria sp. Silwood2, 1056 nucleotides. NCBI's taxonomy places the organism in Eukaryota, Metazoa, Rotifera, Eurotatoria, Philodinida, Philodinidae. The record is from the annotation of a GenBank genome assembly.
AUGACACACAAUGAUUCAUUUGAAAAUACUGAUCGAUCAAUAUCAUCAGGAACUAUUGAUAUACCAUCUCUUGUUACAACACUACCCGAAAUAAAUAUAAAUUGUCACAUAUGUCAUAAAUAUCAAGGUCAACUUUAUCCAUGUCGUAUAUGUGGCAAAGUUUAUCAUCAACAAUGUAUCAAAGAUAUUGGAGAUGCAAAAUCAUAUCAUUUAAUUAAAAAUGCUACUAAUAUAAUUGGAUGGAGUUGUCCAAUAUGUGAAGAUCUUCGCGUACUUUUAUCAGGCGAAGAAUUAGCUGAAACUCAUGAAUGGAUAAAAUCAUUAGGUAGUCAAAUUACUUUUAAUCUUGAUAAUUAUAUAAAUACUCGUAUUAAAUCAAAAUCACCUGUUAGUUUUUAUUUUGACAAUACACAUGAUCAUAUAAAAAUGAUUUUACAAAUCUUUCUACAUACAAUUAUUGAUAUAACAUCUAAUCGAUUAUCUCAAGCAGAUUUACUUAUUCUUGAUGUUAGUAUGAAAAUUUUUCAUACAUCACCAAAAUUCCUUGUUAAUUCAUUGACAUCAUUUGAACUUUAUCGACUUAGUCAACUUUUUAUUUCAUUAUCAUCCAUAGAUAAUCAAUGUGUUACAUAUAAUAAAUUUCAACAAGUUUUUAAUACUUAUCUUCUAGCAAUCAUGCCUGAAUUAAACUCUAAUGAAAAACACUUACAUUUAGAAGCAUUGGCUUAUAGUUUUUUGGGUAAUGUGAUCAACUUUGACCGAACAUGGACACAAUUUGUUCUUAAUGCUACCAUUCCGACAUUAUUAGGACGAUAUACUCAUCACACACCAUUUGAUUUUACUAAUCGAACUGUUUCUAUCAAACAAUCAACUAGUCCUACAACAGCUAAUCUUACAGAAUACAAAGAUAAUCAAUCAUUAGCAACGUUGAUUAAUAAUAUUUUACAAAAGCUCAAACAAACUGUUGGAAAUGAUACCGAAUCAGUCGCAGAUCAGCACGAGAGAAAGUUUACGAGAAUGAAAAAACAAGCAAAUCACAAAAUUAAACACCGAUAA